AUGGUCCCUGUACAGUCUUUCACAAGUGGGCUGCUGGGCACAGGUUGGGCUGCUGGUCACAGGUGGGGCUGCUGGUCACAGGUGGGGCUGCUGGUCACAGGUGGGGCUGCUGGUCACAGGUGGGGCUGCUGGUCACAGGUGGGGCUGCUGGUCACAGGUGGGGUUGCUGGUGCUGGUGCUGGCGCUGGCGCUGGUGCUGGUUCCUGGUGCUGGCGGCUGGCGCUGGGGCUGGUUCCUGGUGCUGGCGGCUGGCGCUGGGGCUGGUUCCUGGUGCUGGCGGCUGGCGCUGGGGCUGGUUCCUGGUGCUGGCGGCUGGCGCUGGGGCUGGUUCCUGGUGCUGGCGGCUGGCGCUGGUGCUGGUUCCUGGUGCUGGCGGUUGGCGCUGGGGCUGGUUCCUGGUGCUGGCGGCUAGCGCUGGGGCUGGUUCCUGGUGCUGGCGGCUGGCGCUGGGGCUGGUUCCUGGUGCUGGCGGCUGGCGCUGGGGCUGGUGCCUGGUGCUGGCGGCUGGUGCUGGUGCUGGUUCCUGGUGCUGGCAGCUGGCGCUGGUGCUGGUUCCGCCGCCACUCCCUUCCCCUCCUCUCUCUCCUUUUCACAGCGUCCCGCCGCCACUCCCUUCCCCUCCUCUCUCUCCUUUCCACAGCGUCCCGCCGCCACUCCCUUCCCAUCCUCCCUCUCCUCCCCAUGGCGACCGCCGCUGCACACGCAAACACGACCGCCGGUGCGACAGGCGAGGUGCAGGGUGGCGCUGGCUGCAGUCGAUGGCGCAAACGCGAUCGCGGGCCGCUGGCGACUUCGCUGGCGACUUCGCAGGCGGGUCGCUGGCGGUCGCCAUAG
Closterium sp. Naga37s-1 is the source of this 834-nucleotide messenger RNA. Lineage: Eukaryota; Viridiplantae; Streptophyta; Zygnematophyceae; Desmidiales; Closteriaceae. The record is from the annotation of a GenBank genome assembly.